Molecule: messenger RNA, 1053 nt
Organism: Dioscorea cayenensis subsp. rotundata (Guinea yam)
Lineage: Eukaryota; Viridiplantae; Streptophyta; Magnoliopsida; Dioscoreales; Dioscoreaceae
Product: vesicle-associated membrane protein 727
Exons: 6
Coding region: 154-870 (238 amino acids)
Biological process (GO): vesicle-mediated transport
Cellular component (GO): membrane
Source: RefSeq, a predicted model, not a curated record
CAAAACGCGAGAGAGAGAGAGAGAGAGAGAGAGAGAGACCGAAGGCGCGAGGAAAGCCUGGAGAGGAAGCAAGAGGAGCUAGGGUUUGGAUUUCUUCGUGGGGUUUUAAGGUGUUUAGCUUGAUCCAUUCACUGGAGGAUUCGGAGUGCGGCCAUGGGUGAUAAGCAGCCAUUGAUUUACAGCUUCGUGGCAAAGGGCAGUGUGGUGCUUGCUGAGCACACGCCCUACUCUGGAAAUUUCAGUACCAUUGCAAUCCAAACCUUGCAGAAGCUACCAGCAAAUAGUAAAAAGUUUACUUUUUCAUGUGAUGGCCACACUUUCAAUUAUCUUGUGGAUAAGGGAUUCGUGUUCCUUGUUGUGGCUGAUGAGGUAAGUGGGAGGAGUGUCCCGUUUGUGUUCCUAGAGCGAGUGCGAGAUGAUUUCAUGCAGCGGUAUGGAGCAAGCAUUGAUGCUGCAGGAUCUCACCCACUUGAUGAUGAUGACGAUGAUGAUUUGUUUGAUGAUAGAUUUGGCAUUGCUUACCAGCUUGAUAGAGAAUUCGGGCCAAGGCUCAAAGAACACAUGCAGUACUGUGUUAGUCAUCCUGAAGAAAUGAGUAAGCUGUCUAAGUUGAAGGCUCAAAUUACAGAGGUCAAGGGAAUAAUGAUGGACAACAUUGAGAAGGCUCUUGAUCGAGGUGAGAAGAUUGAACUUCUGGUUGACAAGACUGAAAACCUGCAGUUUCAGGCAGACAGCUUCCAGAGGCAAGGGAGGCAACUUCGUCGGAAAAUGUGGCUUCAAAACCUGCAAUUUAAACUGAUGGUGACCGGGGCUGCCAUUCUGGUUUUACUUAUCAUGUGGUUGAUGGCCUGCAAAGGUUUCAAGUGUUGAUAGGCAUUAUAAAUGAUUCUUGUUAUAUUGUUGUAUUUGCUUUGAAUCUCUAUUUUGCAAUGGAUGAUGCCCUGUGUAUACUGCAAUGAAAGAUAAUUCUCUGUAGUUUGUUAUGAACAUCUAUGUACUUUGUGCUUUUAAAUUUGUCAAUUAAGAGACUAGCCUUUCCAUUGUUGAACAGAA